Beta vulgaris subsp. vulgaris (sugar beet) is the source of this 1200-nucleotide messenger RNA. Its product is annotated as organic cation/carnitine transporter 3-like. The record is from RefSeq and is a predicted model, not a curated record. NCBI's taxonomy places the organism in Eukaryota, Viridiplantae, Streptophyta, Magnoliopsida, Caryophyllales, Amaranthaceae. Gene Ontology annotation, biological process: transmembrane transport. Gene Ontology annotation, molecular function: transmembrane transporter activity. The transcript is spliced from 2 exons. Gene Ontology annotation, cellular component: membrane. Bases 1 to 1200 code for a protein of 399 amino acids.
AUGGAUCGCGAAGGUAGUGAUCAUAAGGAAGAAGUCAUAGAACCAGUUAAAAUAAUUUCUGUGGAAGAGAUGAUUGAGAAGAGUAUUGGACAGUUAAAUUCUACUCAAAUCAUGCAAACUAUCCUCACAUCUAUCUCACCGUUGUUUGAUAGCUUCCAAACAUUCAUGAGUAUAUUCGCUCAUGCUACACCAACAUGGCAUUGCACCACUGCAUUUUCCUCAGCAUUUGCACCUAAUAUCUGGGUCUACUCUGUGUUGCGCUUCAUAUGCGGGGUUGGUCGUGCACCUCUUGCUGUAUGUUCGGCAAUUUUGCUGACCGAGAGGGUUGCAAAACAGUGGCGAUCACAUGCACUAAUGAUAGGAUUCAUCACCUCCUCACUCGGUAUAUUAGCCUUGACUGGAAUUAGUUAUUUAGCUAAGGAAAGUUCGUGGCGAACCCUGUACUUAUAUACGUCUGUUCCCACAUUUAUAUUCUCCGUAUUGGCUUACUUCUUUAUGUAUGAAUCACCCAGAUGGCUACUUCUCCAAGGGCGUGAACAAGAUGCCAUGGACGUUUUGAUGAGUCUAGGCCGAUCUAGAACAGGUCAAAUUAGUCUAAGUUCUCCUCUUAUAAUAAAGCACACAAAACAAAAGGUACCUAAUAGGAAAAGUAAUGCUAAUCCCUUUGCAUCCUUGCACAUUUUGAUCAGCAAAAAAUGGGCUGUCAAACGCUUAGUAGCAUCUAUGUUGCUAUCUUUUGGCAUCGGUCUCAUGUACUUUGGAAUGUUCUUAGGUGUUGGAGAUUUAGGAUCUGAUAUCUACUUGACCUCAGUUUUACAUGCUUUGUUAGCUCUCAUCUCUUAUUUGGUGGCUUUCCUCUUUUGGAUUCCAAAGUGCAAUCGUCGAGUUUCCUUGCUUGGAUAUUGUACACUUAGUGGCGCAACAAGCAUUGUGUUAGCUAUCACAGGCAAGGGCAAAAUUGAAGGUAUACUUCUUGGGAUGGAGCUUGUAUCUAUGUUUUGUGCUUGCAUGGCAUAUAAUAUAUCUACUAUGUAUGUGGUGGAGCUCUUUCCUACUUGUGUCCGAAGUUCAUCUUCAUCCUUGGUGAGGCAAGCAAUGAUCUUCGGCUCGGUUUUGGAUCCAUUGUUGGUCUUGCUAGGGAGGGGAAACUUGCUAUACUCUUAUGGGGUAUUCAUUUCUUGUAAUAAUAAAAUCAGUUAG